Molecule: messenger RNA, 1995 nt
Organism: Xylaria bambusicola
Lineage: Eukaryota; Fungi; Ascomycota; Sordariomycetes; Xylariales; Xylariaceae
Product: MFS general substrate transporter
Exons: 3
Coding region: 1-1995 (664 amino acids)
Biological process (GO): amino acid transmembrane export from vacuole
Source: RefSeq, a predicted model, not a curated record
AUGGCCCCUCGGCAUGAGCAGCCUCCCUUACCCUUACAGCGUCCGCCACCGAACCCUCGCCUGCUCUCUGUUCAGUCUAUCGCCUCCAAGUAUUCCAUCCGCUCCCACUCAUCGUCGUUCGAGGCCGACGAUGAGCGUUCUACCACCACUUCAGAGUCUUUUAGGAUGAGUCCGCGCGCCAGCAUCGACGCUGGCGACAUGCCACCAUCCAAUCCCCGGUAUCCUGGUGAGGACACCCGUCCUACCAGCACCAAGGAGCUGGCUGGUUGGUAUAUGUAUUCCUUUGCUGCCGAGACAUAUGUCAUCUGUGCUAUCUCCUCCUUCAUCCCCAUACUUUUAGAGAGUCUAGCAAGGGAAAAUGGUGUUCUUCUCUCGGACCGUACGACGCCAUGCGGCGACAGUGCUAGGAAACAUCACGGCUCUCACGAGGAUAGUCAGUGCAUUGUGUCCCUUUUGGGAGUCGAUAUUAAUACUGCGAGUUUUGCCAUGUACACUUUCAGCAUAAGUGUGCUCUUACAAGCGUUCCUCGUAGUCAGCAUUAGCUGCGCCGCUGAUCAUGGGAACUACCGGAAACGCCUGUUGCUUAUAUUUGCUUGGACUGGUAGCGUCUGUGUCAUGUGCUACAUUUUUAUAUUCAAGGAAAUAUACCUGCUAGGCGCCGUGCUAGCCAUAAUAUCCAAUACCUCGUUUGGAGCGUCUUUUGUCUUGCUUAACUCGUUCCUGCCGCUUCUUGUUCGACACCACCCCCUAGUCCAGGAAUCAGCCGCGGGAUUUCCGGUCGAGGAUGAAGUCGAGGAGCCAGUGCCCGAUUCGCAGUCCCUCGCGACUUCGCCUACCCUCACAGAACAUCCGCUCGCCAACUCAACAACCGCUCUACUCCGACCAGGCGAUACUGACUCGGAAUACUAUAAUCUACGACGUGUCCCAACUCACGAAGAACUCACUUCUAUUGAGCUCAAGUUGUCAACCGAGAUAUCGGCAAAGGGUCUCGGCAUCGGCUAUGGUGCGGCGCUAUUUGUGCAAUGUGUCUCUAUCAUGAUGCUUGUUGCCCUGGGGAGUUCAACCUGGUCGCAGCGAAUCGUCUUGCUAUUCAUCGGAUCGUGGUGGGCGGUUUUCACAAUUCCCGCAGCCAUGUGGUUGAGACCGCGUCCCGGUCCUCCUCUAGCGAUAAAUAGUCGUCAGGGCGUAAAGGCGUGGCUGUCUUACAUCGCGUUCUCCUGGAAGAAUCUAUUCCGCACGGUCAAACUGGCUCGACGUCUCUUGGAUAUUGUUCUGUUCUUGGCUAGUUGGUUCCUGAUUUCUGAUGCGAUCGCAACAACAUCGUCAACAGCCAUUCUCUUCGCCAAGACGUCGCUCGGCAUGAAACCUUGGGCAUUGGGUUUAAUCAACGUCAUUUCUACUUCGACAGGCGUUAUUGGAGCCUUGAGCUGGUCUUUCGUCUCUUCACAUUUCAACCUCAAACCUCAUCAGACCAUCCUUAGCUGCAUUGCUCUUUUCGAAGUGAUUCCUAUAUACGGAUUACUAGGCUAUUUACCAGCUGUUCAAAGAUGGGGGGUGUUCGGCCUUCAACAGCCAUGGGAAAUGUACCCUUUGGCUGCCGUUUACGGCCUUGUGUUAGGAGGCCUGAGCUCCUACUGUCGAUCACUGUUUGGCGAACUCAUUCCUCCAGGAUCAGAGGCGGCUUUUUAUGCGUUGUACGCCAUCACGGACAAGGGGUCUAGCAUUUUCGGGCCUGUUAUCGUCGGCGCCAUCAUUGACGCCUACGGGGAGAUCCGGCCAGCGUUUUGGUUCUUAGCACUGCUUGUCGGCUUUCCUGCGCCGAUCAUCUACUUUAUCAAUGUGGAGCGCGGUAAAGCUGAAGGUGAGAAGCUCGCAGAGGUUAUUGAAGGAUUCAAGAAUGACGAGGGCAUUCGUGACGAUAACCAUGGAAACGGGGAUGAACGUCAGGGCAUGCUAGCAGGUUAUCAAGGAAACGAUGAGGGAAGAUUCCCCUAA